UAAUGGGUACGAUGGUUGUAGGAGUGUUGAUGGCUUUCGUAAGCUUGGUGACAGUUUCUAUGUGGGGUUUGAAUGCACAGAAGAAAUUGGUCGUGGGAAGUACUGGAAUGGUGGCCUCUAUCAUUCUCUAUGGAUCUCCACUCUCCGAUAUUAGAACAGUAGUUAGAACAAAGAGCGUGGAGUGCAUGUCAUUCUAUUUCUCAUUAUUUGCAUUCCUCGGCAGUGUGUUGUGGUUGGUGUAUGGUGCUCUCAGUAAAGACAUUCUUAUCAUGGCCCCCAAUUUUUUUGGAAUACCAUUAGCUUCAGUUCAGAUGAUAAUAUAUUGCAUGUAUAAAAGAAAGAAGCGAUUGAGAGUUGAAGCUGAAGAUGGAAAAGUGGAAGUAGUAAUAGUAGUUGAAGAGGGGAAAGUGGAAGUAGUAACAGUAGUUGAAUUGGAGAGCGUGGAGGAUAAAAGUUUGGCCAUGACCAAGUUCCCUGCUUUUCCCUCAUCUUGACAGCUAUAUGCAGUUUAAGAGUGUUAUCCAUGAUUGAUCCCCUCCUCCGACCAUUCCGAAUGAGUUUCUAAGA
This is a messenger RNA of Cryptomeria japonica (Japanese cedar), 567 nucleotides long. Its product is annotated as bidirectional sugar transporter SWEET3b-like. The record is from RefSeq and is a predicted model, not a curated record. Gene Ontology annotation, biological process: carbohydrate transport. Gene Ontology annotation, molecular function: sugar transmembrane transporter activity. The transcript is spliced from 3 exons. Gene Ontology annotation, cellular component: membrane. NCBI's taxonomy places the organism in Eukaryota, Viridiplantae, Streptophyta, Pinopsida, Cupressales, Cupressaceae. Bases 3 to 494 code for a protein of 163 amino acids.